AUGGUCCACGAUGCAAUUGUGUUUGGGUCAAAUUCACGUGAAGUUCGAGAAAAACUGCUGCAGGAAGUGUCUAAUGGAAAUGAACAUAUGGACCAAGCCUACACUGAAGUUUUGAUCGGACACCAGAAGAUUCCUGUUCAUUUCAAGUUAGAUACAGGUUCAAAGGUCAACACCAUACCAGCUAGCACAUUUGAAGCUAAAAGUUUGAAGUACCCCCUGAAACAAACUAAUGUCAAGCUACAAGGUUAUGGGGGUAAAUACAUCAAGGUCAAAGGUCAAUGUAACAUGAAGGUCUACAACAGACAUUCAAUUAUACAUGCACCUCGACGUGUUGCAUUUGCCAUAAAGGACAAGGUGAAAGUAGAGCAAGAUCGAAUGGAGGAUCUCGGUGUCAUUGCCAAGGUCACGAAGAGCACAGCCUGGGUCAACUCACUAAUUGUAGAGAAACCCAAAACUGGUCAACUACGGAUAUGCCUCGAUCCCAAGGAUCUCAAUCAAGCCAUCAUUAGACCUCACUACAGAAUGCCGACUUUUGAAGAUCGCAGAAUGGAUGAGAUCUAUGAGAACCUCGAUGGAUUCAAUGUGAUCGUCGAUGACAUUCACGUGCAUGGACAGUCAACGGAGGAACAUGAUCGUCGUCUGAGGGUGAUGUUCAAGUGUUCCAGUGAGAAAGGCAUUCAUCUGAACCCAGAGAAAACAGUGAUUGGAGUACAUGAAGUGAGUUACUUUGGUCACAUCCUCUCUGCUGAUGGGAUCAAGCCCGACGCUAAGAAAGUGGAUGCCAUCCAGAAAAUGGAAGCACCUAAGGAUCAAUCAGACAAUGCGCAGAUUGCCUUCAAGAAGAUGAAGAAUGCUGUAACCAGUACAGAUUUCUUGGCCUACUAUGAUCCGAAGAAGGAGCUCACUCUUCAAGUGCAUGCAUCACAAAAUGGUUUGGGAGCUGCUGUUCUCCAGGAAGGAAGACCAGUUGCAUAUGCGUCCAAGUCACUCACCCAGACUGAGUGUAACUAUGCUCAGAUCGAAAAGGAGAUGUACGCCAUCUAG
Molecule: messenger RNA, 1044 nt
Organism: Haliotis rufescens (red abalone)
Lineage: Eukaryota; Metazoa; Mollusca; Gastropoda; Lepetellida; Haliotidae
Exons: 5
Coding region: 1-1044 (347 amino acids)
Source: RefSeq, a predicted model, not a curated record